AUGGCCGGAAUCGCAAAAGCGGCUGCCGGACUGGCGGCCAUUGCCUACCUCGACGCCAAGCAUGGCAUCGGCGCCGACAUCAGCCUCGGCCGCGCCGCCAACAAGGCAGAGUGGGUCCACCGCUUCCGCGUCUGGCGCAAAAAGGUCUCGCUCUACUACUACUUUGACCACCACGUCCAAAAGAGGCCCGACAGCAUCGCCUACGUCUACAACGGCGUCGACUACAGCUGGAGGCAGGUCAGCAAGGACGUCCACCGGCUGGCCAACUACAUCCUCAGCCAGGGCAUCAAGCCCGGCGACCGCAUCGCCAUCUUCAUGGGCAACUCGGUCGCCCUUGUCGAGUGGUGGCUCGCCUGCAUGGCCGUCAAUGUGACGCCCGCCUUCAUCAACAACGGCCUCACCGACAAGAGCCUGGUGCACUGCAUCAAGGUUAGCCGCGCGCCCCUGGUCGUGUUUGAGCCUGAGCUCACCCCGUCGCUCGCCGCCAUCAAGGACGAGUUGCUCAGCCAGACGUCGGUCCGCAAGUUCCUCCGCUACGACGACGGCGUCACGCCGCCCAACGGCGACGGCGAAAAGGGCGCUGCCACGGGCGCCGAGCUCGCGCUCGACAACGUCGUCGACUUUGGGCCCGCCGACCUGGCAAAGUACAGCGACAAGCGCAUCCCCGACAGCUACCGCGACGCCGUCGACGAGUCGACGCCGGCGGCCCUCAUCUAUACGAGCGGCACCACCGGCCUGCCCAAGGCGGCGCUGUGCUCCCACGGCCGCAUGGGCAGCGCCGUCGUCGUGUGGCCCACCAUGAACGGUUUCGGCCUCAAGGACCGCAUCUACACGCCCAUGCCCCUCUAUCACUCGAGCGCCCUCUUCCUCUGCGUCGGCGCGUCGUUCUACUCUGGCAGCACCGUCAUCAUCGGCCGCAAGUUUUCGGCGCGCAAGUACUGGGAGGAGGUGCGCCGCUACGACGCCACCGUCGUGCAGUACAUUGGCGAGAUCGCGCGCUACCUGCUGGCGGUGCCGCCGAGCCCCGAGGACAAGAACCACCGCGUCAGGAUGGCCUACGGCAACGGCAUGCGGCCCGACGUCUGGGAAAAGUUCCGGGAGCGCUUUGGUGUCCGCGUCAUCUCCGAAUUCUUUGCGGCGUCCGAGGGCAACGGCGGCCUGCUCAACUACAACAGCGGUCCCUUUGGCGCCGGCGCCGUGGGACGCAUGGGCAAGCUGGCGAGGCGGGUGCGGCCGGACUUCAAGAUUGUGCGCGUCGACCCCAUCACCGAGGACAUCUACCGCGACCCCAGCACGGGCCUCUGCGUCGAGUGCGGGCCGCUCGAGCCGGGCGAGUUUAUCAUGCGGAUCGGCGACCGCUCCAUCUCCAAGUUCCAAGGCUACGCCGACAACCCGGAGGCCACCAAGAAGAAGAUCCUCAAUGACGCGCUCGUCAAGGGCGACCAGUGGUUCCGCUCGGGCGACCUCAUGUCCAAGGACGAGGACGGCUUCUACUUCUUUGGCGACCGCCUCGGCGACACGUUCCGAUGGCGCUCCGAGAACGUCAGCACGACAGAGGUCAGCGCCGCGCUGGGACAGGUGGUGGGAGAGGCCAACGUCUACGGCGUGCUGGUGCCGGGCCACGACGGCCGUGCCGGCUGCGCGGCGAUCCCCGCCGACGAGGCGGCCAAGGUCGACUUCCGGCAGCUGGCCACCGUGGCGCGCAAGUCGCUGCCCAAGUACGCCGUGCCGCUCUUCCUGCGCAUCGUGCCGCAGAUGGAGCAGACGGGCACCGUCAAGCAGCAAAAGGUGUCGCUGCGCAACCAGGGCAUCCACCACGACAAGUGCGGGUCCGACAAGCUCUACUGGCUGCCGCCCAACGCCGAAGGCUACGUGCCCUUCCUGCCCGAGCACUUUAAGCAGAUCGAGGGCGGUCGCGUCAAGCUGUGA
Messenger RNA from Pseudozyma flocculosa PF-1, 1929 nucleotides. RefSeq lists its product as uncharacterized. The transcript is spliced from 2 exons. Lineage: Eukaryota; Fungi; Basidiomycota; Ustilaginomycetes; Ustilaginales; Ustilaginaceae. Gene Ontology annotation, molecular function: long-chain fatty acid transmembrane transporter activity; long-chain fatty acid-CoA ligase activity. Bases 1 to 1929 code for a protein of 642 amino acids. The record is from RefSeq and is a predicted model, not a curated record.